Histoplasma capsulatum G186AR is the source of this 1688-nucleotide messenger RNA. RefSeq lists its product as uncharacterized. Lineage: Eukaryota; Fungi; Ascomycota; Eurotiomycetes; Onygenales; Ajellomycetaceae. The transcript has a single exon. Bases 366 to 1688 code for a protein of 440 amino acids. The record is from RefSeq and is a predicted model, not a curated record.
GGAAUAUACUCCGACCUGCCCACCGAUACUCCAGAGUGACCUCCUUGUCGACAGAGAAAUCCCUUUUUUUAUGGCAGAAACUAUAUGAGGCGAAAGAAGGAUAAUAUUCACUGAGAUCGAAGCGCUGCCUGACUGAUUCCCUCCCAGCCUGAGCUGGUUUGGGCUCAGCUCGGGACUGUUGGCUGAGAGCGUUUGGAGAAGACGAAAAGUUGACUGCUUGACAAAAACGCGGCCUGUGUGCGUGCAGCACUUGUAUUUCCGGGAAAUUUAGCUCGUCAGCGUGUGUGGUCAUCAAUCACAACACUCAACACACACACAAAUUCUCUAUAGCUUGAAUCAGUCACCGAACCAAACCACGGGCAGCCAUGGCUCCCUUUUUCCCCAGCGCCAGAGAAGUAUCGGGCGACUAUCUCACGACCCUCGUUAAACGCACAACAUCGCGUAACUUCCCCAUCUCCCAACUCCGCCAACGCGAGCUCUCCCAUCGGAUUACAGAGAUAGCCCAUCCCCUCGCCCCGCGCGCUGAGCAUCAUUCAAACCCAGUCGAGCCCAGUCGAGGUAUCGUUAACCCGACCAGCAUAAACAUGGGAGGCCUGAUGGCCCUUUUUGCUAUCAUAGGCGCCGCGUUCGUGCUGGCCGGCAUUUGGUUCUUCUUCUGGGCGAAGAAUGGCGGCUUUGUUUGGCGCAAAGGUGACUGGGAAGAAUACAAGUCCACAGUACUACGCCGGAAGGACUCUGACGGCAGGACACUCAGCAACGCCACCAAGAGCACAGCUCUGGGCGGCGGGAGUGUUGUGGGUAAGGGUUACGGCGAUUACCAGAGUAGCACCGAUGCUGCGACCACAGUUGAUGGCACUGUCGUAUCGGGCGAGAAGCCGCGGCGCAAAGGUAUCAGGGAGACCGCCAAAGAGAAGUUGUUGCGGAGACGGAGGGAUGAGGAGUGGGAGGGCGGUGCAGAUGAAGAUAUGCGUGCAUACCGCCAUGAGAAACCUGCGAAAGUAGGUGGGUUAAACCGCGAACCGGACGGCGAAUACCAUUCCUCGGACUACACAACCUCCAACGGCCGCGAGGACAGCGAGUGGGGCCAGAGCCAGGCGCAGACACAUAGUGACAUCGGUCCACUGCCCGGCCACGAGUCGGACCGCCACCACUCGCAGCGCCAACGAAACGCUUCCGGCUUUUCCUUCACCACCGGCGAGGACGAUGUCAUGACGGUCGCCACGGAGGAACAGCGAUUGCAUGACCAUGCGCCGCCCCUUUCCUCCCGACACCAUGACAGCAGCCACCACCGCCGCCACCAACACCGUAGCAGCCACGGUUCCGACGCGCCAUCUACUUCAACCCGCCCACGCGGGCCGCGCCCAAACGCUCCUGCUCCUGCGCCUGCUUCUAAUCGGUCUCGCCAGUCGAGUCCGCGCAAGCGGGAGCGGACCGCGAUGCCGGGCAGUUAUGCGGCGCCGCUGGAUAUAGCGUCUUCGACACAUGGUUCGGACUACACGUAUGAGCAGGUGAGCCUUGCGGAGCCGGAUACCGGCACGGGCACGCGGAGCUACCAUCAUCCUAUCCCGGGGUUGUCAAAGGGGUAUCGGCGUGCUGAUGAUGGAGGGCGAGGCGGAGGGGGAGGGAGGGGAAGGAGAGAUAGUUUGAGUGACAGUGAGGGGGAAGAUUAUGAUAGUCGGGUAUCCUAG